This is a messenger RNA of Salvia splendens (bonfire salvia), 1867 nucleotides long. Its product is annotated as monogalactosyldiacylglycerol synthase 2, chloroplastic-like. The transcript has 8 exons. The record is from RefSeq and is a predicted model, not a curated record. Bases 253 to 1620 code for a protein of 455 amino acids. Gene Ontology annotation, biological process: glycolipid biosynthetic process. Gene Ontology annotation, molecular function: hexosyltransferase activity. NCBI's taxonomy places the organism in Eukaryota, Viridiplantae, Streptophyta, Magnoliopsida, Lamiales, Lamiaceae.
AAAAACAAACAUGUUUGCCAUCUCAUACUCCCCCACACAACUGUCUACCUCUACUCGUCUGCUCUCUCUCUCUCUCUGUAGAAGCAAUAUUUUCUGGGUUUCUGUUUUAAGGUAGUACAAAAUUGCAGGUGUAGGUGUUUCAAUGCAUGUUUCGUUGUUCGUAAAAAUCCAAUCUCGGAAGUUUUUAUGGAUCUCCAGAUGUAGUUAGUUGCUUCAAGGAAAAAAACUUUGUUGCUAGUUAUAUAUAUAGAUAUGAUGGUGAAGGCGGAUUCUCGGAGCGAUUCCUUAUUCAUAAACAAGGUUUUCGAAAGAGUUGGGGUGUACGGAUUUGGCAGCAAUCCCAAAAGGUGCAAAUACGAUGAUGAUGAUGAUGAUGGACACAUGGAACUCGAGCAGAUUGGCGCUGAGAGGACCAAGAAUGUCCUCAUUCUCAUGAGCGACACCGGCGGCGGCCACCGCGCCUCCGCCGAGGCCAUCAGGGAGGCCUUCCACCUCCAAUACGGCGAUCAAUACAAGGUAUAUGUAAAAGAUGUGUGGAAGGAGUAUACUGGUUGGCCAUUGAAUGAUAUGGAGGGGCAGUACAAGUUCAUGGUUAAACAUGUCCAGCUUUGGAACUUCACCUUCCAUGGAACUUCCCCAAGAUGGAUACACUCUACCUAUCUUGCAGCUAUUGCCGCCUUCUAUGCCAAGGAGGUAGAGGCGGGCCUAAUGGAGUACAGACCCGAUAUCAUCAUAAGCGUUCAUCCGCUCAUGCAGCACAUCCCGCUGCGGGUGCUCAAAUGGCAGGGCCUGCAGAAAAAGGUCGUCUUUGUAACUGUCAUUACCGACCUCAGCACCUGCCACCGUACAUGGUUUCAUCCAUCAGUGAAUCGAUUGUACUGCCCCUCAGAGGCUGUAGCAAAGAGGGCUUUGCUAGAUGGCCUAGACGAAUCUCAAACUCGUGUAUACGGCUUGCCCAUCCGCCCUUCCUUCUGCAGAGCAAUUCUGUCAAAGGUAGAUGAUUUGAGAGUCGAGCUUGAGAUGGAUCCGCUGCUUCCAGCCGUCUUGUUGAUGGGAGGAGGAGAGGGGAUGGGCCCUGUGAAGAAAACGGCAAAGGCUCUUGGAGAGUCACUGUUUGAUAAAGAACGCGAGAGGCCAAUAGGGCAGCUCGUGAUCAUCUGUGGCCGCAAUCAAGAUCUAGUCGCCACAUUACAGUCCUCCCAGUGGAAAAUCCCAGUAAACGUUAGAGGAUUUGAGAAGCAGAUGCAGAAAUGGAUGGGUGCUUGUGACUGCAUUAUCACUAAAGCCGGACCAGGCACCAUUGCAGAGGCGUUGAUACGAGGACUUCCCAUCGUUCUAAACGACUACAUUCCCGGACAGGAGAAAGGGAACGUUCCGUACGUAGUUGACAAUGGGGCAGGCGUGUUCACUAGGAAGCCCAAGGAAACAGCGAGGAUCGUGGCAGAAUGGUUCAGCACAAAGAGAGACGAGCUCGAGAGAAUGUCUGAGAAUGCUCUGAGACUUGCCCAGCCAAAUGCAGUGUUCGACAUCGUUAGGGACAUCCAUGAGCUGGCUUGCCAGCGCGGCCCCAUGGCGAACGUCCCGUACAUGCUAACGUCGUCGUUCUCAAGCUUGGUAUAAGUGUGCAAGGUGUACAUUUAGGUGUAUUCUUUACAAUUAAGAGAGAGAAAGAAUGUUAGAUGGGAUUGAAAUUUUGGUUUGGUGUUGUAUUCUUUAAGGUUAGUUUUGAUAUCUAGGAGAGUACGAUUCAAUUUGUUAGAAGUUUUAGUUUUGGCUUCUCUUGGUGUGAAUGGUAGUUGAUGUAAAGUGAAGAAAUUUGAAAAAUAUGUGCUUCGAAAGUUUCAAUAUCAAAAUUUAUUAUUGCCAA